Messenger RNA from Pocillopora meandrina, 479 nucleotides. NCBI's taxonomy places the organism in Eukaryota, Metazoa, Cnidaria, Anthozoa, Scleractinia, Pocilloporidae. The record is from the annotation of a GenBank genome assembly.
AUGAGAGGUUGGUAUAAAGAUACAACACGAAUGGAAGAAAUUAAGACCCUUUUGCAAGGCUUUCAAAUUCCUCCUCCACCUCCUGUUAGUGCAGCUGAACCAUUGCCGGCUGCCAGAGUAUGUCCAUCCUCGCCACCAAAUGUGCAGGAACCUUUCUCCUUUUCAGAACCUUUAGAUACCACCGGUAAGGCUAAGGUGAGAAGUCGUACUUCCUCCCCGAUGCAAUUGCCUUCUUCUGCUGCACUAUCCUCGUCAACGUCAAGUCCGGAGGUUAGUGUUGUCCCUGAAAUCACUUCAGUCAAAAGUUUAAAGAAUGGCGGAAGCGAAAGGCAGAGGCAGAAGGGCGAGCGCAAUUCAAAGAGGUGCGGAAGGUCUACACCUGUCGCGUGUAUUCAAAACCAAUGACUUCAGAGGGUCAUACCCAAUUUCGAGGGAGGCGAUAUUGUCCCAACGCACCGGUUCAAGUACCAAGGGAGUAG